AUGAACGUCCUCAUCUUCGGAGACCAAACCGCCGACCAGUACCCGCUCCUGCGGAAAGCUUGCACCUGGAAGAACAACUCCACCCUGACCACUUUCCUCGACAGAGUCAGCCAAGUUGUUCGUGAAGAGGUACAGAAGCUGCCACGAACUCAGCGAGACCAAAUUCCCAACUUUCUGACAACAUGGGACCUUAUCGAAGCAUACUAUGCGAAGGGACUCAAGGUCACCCAGCUUGAGAGCUGUAUGGUCACCAUUGCGCAAUUGGCGCAUUACAUUGGAUACUACGCCGAGAACCCAUCAGACUUGCAAAAUGCCGCGAACACACGCGUGGUCGGUCUUUGCACUGGUCUGCUCGCUGGUUCAGUCGUCGCGUCCGCAAGAUCGCUGAGCGAGCUUCUGCCGCUCGCCACUGAGGCUGUCCGCAUUGCUUUCCGUACCGGCACCGUUGUCAGCGCUGCAAAGGAAGCAUUGGAGCAAGCUUCUGCCACCAAGGAGGCCUGGUCCACCAUCGUGACCAACAUGACUGAGAAGGCCGCCAAGGAUGCUAUCGCCGCGUUCCACGAGGAGCAGCGAACACCGGUCUUGGCGCAAGCCUACAUUAGCGCCGUUAGCACCAUGGCUCUAACCAUCAGCGGUCCGCCAGCCACCACCAAGCGUCUACUCCAGGGUGACGCAUUCAAGGGCUGCGCCCGUGUAGCAAUUCCCGUCUACGCUCCUUACCACGCUGCGCAUCUCUACGCCGAGGCCGACAUCGACCAAAUUCUCGACAAAGAUGCCAUCAGGCAUUUGCAACAAUUCCGCCCGCUGUCAUUGGUACACUCUGCUUCCACCGGAAAGUGCCAUACUGCUACCAGCACAUUGGACCUUAUUCGUACCGCUCUGACCGAAAUCCUUGUAGAGCCGGUUCGUUGGGACAAUUUGCUUACAGAGGUUGUCUCUCAGGUUACUGCUACGUCUAGCCAAGACUGCUCGGUGUCUGCUAUCGGCGUCACCACAAUCACCAACAGCCUCGUUUCUGCGCUGAGGAACGGUGGACAGUCUUCGAUCACAGCUCGCGAUCACACUACCUGGGUGGCUGCUGAGCAUGAUAGCCGUGGCCGUACUCAGAAUGACAAGAUUGCCAUUGUCGGCAUGUCGGGCCGUUUCCCUGGAGCCGCCAACCCUGACGCCCUCUGGGACCUUCUCGAGAAGGGCUUGGACGUUCACCGUGAGGUGCCUGCCGACCGCUUCGACGCAAAGGCCCACUGCGACCCCACUGGAAAGGGCAAGAACAAGAGUCACACACCGUUUGGCUGCUUCAUCGAUGAGCCUGGUCUAUUCGACCCUCGCUUCUUCAACAUGUCUCCUCGUGAGGCUGCUCAGACUGAUCCCAUGGGUCGUCUUGCCUUGACCACCGCAUACGAGGCGUUGGAGAUGUCUGGAUACGUGCCUAACCGCACUCCUUCGACCAAGCUUGAGCGCAUCGGUACCUUCUACGGUCAAACUUCCGAUGACUGGCGUGAGAUCAACGCCGCUGAGAACAUUGACACCUACUUCAUCACUGGUGGUGUACGAGCCUUUGCGCCAGGUCGCAUUAACUACUACUUCAAGUUCUCCGGUCCAUCCUACAGCAUCGACACUGCUUGCUCGUCUUCGCUCGCCGCUAUUCAGCUGGCCUGCACUUCCCUAUGGGCUGGUGACUGCGACACUGCUUGUGCCGGUGGAUUGAAUGUUCUUACCAACCCCGACAUUUUCUCCGGUCUUAGCAAAGGUCAAUUCUUGUCAAAGACUGGUAGCUGCAAGACGUACGACAACGAUGCAGAUGGUUACUGCCGUGGUGAUGGUUGUGGUUCAGUCGUUCUCAAGCGUUACGAGGACGCCAUUGCGGACAAGGACAACAUCCUUGGGUGCAUUCUGGGAGCCGCUACCAACCACAGUGCCGAAGCUGUCUCUAUCACUCACCCGCACGCUGGAGCCCAAGAAUACCUCUACAACAAGGUUCUCUCCAACGCCGGUGUAGAUGCCCAUGACAUCAGCUACGUUGAGAUGCACGGAACUGGUACUCAGGCUGGUGACGGUAUCGAGAUGACCUCUGUCACCAAUGCCUUUGCCCCUCGCCACCGCCAGCGUCGUCCUGAACAGACCCUUCACCUGGGUGCUAUCAAGGCCAACAUUGGUCACGGAGAAGCUGCUUCAGGUAUCAACUCCUUGGUCAAGGUCUUGAUGAUGAUGAAGAAGAACGCUAUCCCUGCCAAUGUUGGUAUCAAGGGCGUUAUGAACAAGACGUUCCCUAAGGAUCUCGGCCAGCGAAACGUUCACAUCUCAACCACCCAGGUUCCAUGGCCUCGCAACGGUGCUGAGAAGCGCAAGAUCUUCCUGAACAACUUCUCCGCUGCCGGUGGUAAUACGGCCGUCAUCCUUGAGGAUGCUCCUCUUCCGGAGGCACCUAAGGGUGUUGACCCGCGCACCAUGCACAUGGUGACAGUGAGCGCUAGGUCUAUCUCCUCGCUCAAAAAGAACAUCAACAACUUGAUGCAGUUCCUUGAUGACACCCCGGAUGUUACUCUCCCUAGCUUGGCCUACACCACGACAGCUCGCCGCAUUCAGCACAACUACCGCGUCGCAUUCUGUGUGUCCGAUAUCUCCAAGGUCAAGGACGGUCUCCAGGCUCAGAUCAAGGACACCUACAGCCCUCUGCCCAUGGUCCCAACCAAGACGGCCUUCACCUUCACCGGUCAAGGCUCGCAGUACACAGGCCUCGGACAGAAGCUGUACGAAGACCUCGAGACCUUCAGGAUCGACAUCGACCAGCUUGACAAGCUCGCGCGCCUGCACGAUCUGCCUUCUAUCCUGCCCAUCUUGACAGGUGCAGAUGUCGCGACACUCUCCCCAGUCGUCGUUCAACUUGGCAUGGCCUGCAUCCAGGUUGCCCUUGCCCGCAUGUGGGCCUCAUGGGGCGUCAAGCCUGUGGCUGUCAUCGGUCACAGCCUUGGUGAAUAUGCGGCCCUUCACGUUGCUGGUGUCAUCUCCGCCAGCGACAUGGUUCUCAUGGUCGGCCGUCGUGCUCAGAUCCUCGAGAAAGAGUGCACCGCCUACACCCACGGUAUGCUCGCCGUCAAGGGCAGCGUUGAUGCCAUCAAGGCUGCCCUUGGCGACGAGAUGACCGAGAUCGCCUGCAUCAACGGCCCCGAAGAGACUGUUCUUUGCGGCACUGUUGCCGUUGUUGACUCCACGAACGAAGCUCUCGCGUCCAAGGGCUUCAAGGCCACGAAGUUGAAUGUGCCGUUCGCAUUUCACUCUGCCCAGGUGGAGCCUAUCCUUGAGAGCUUCAAGGCGGCGGCCGCAUCUGUAACCUUCAACGCGCCCGUCAUUCCAGUCAUGUCGCCUCUUACCGGUGAGAUCAUCCGCGAGGCUGGCAUCAUCGGCCCCGACUACCUUGCUCGCCAUGCCCGCGAGACAGUCAACUUCUGCACUGCUCUCACUACUGGUCAGGAUAGCAAGCUCUUCGACGCUAAGACUGCUUGGCUCGAAGUUGGCGCCCAUCCUGUUUGCAGUGGUAUGGUCAAGUCUUCGCUCGGUGGAUCUCCUGUCGCUGCAGGAUCUCUCCGUCGCAACGAGGAUCCAUGGAAGACACUGUCCAACAGCAUCACUACUCUCUACCUUGCUGGUGUCUACUUCGACUUCAACGAGUACCACAGGAUGUUCAACGAUGCCCAUGAGAUGUACACCCUUCCCACUUACGCUUUCGACUCCAAGAAGUACUGGCUCGACUACCACAACAACUGGACCCUUACCAAGGGCGAGGUUCUUGAGGCCCCUGCUCCUGUCAAGGCCAUUGAAGCUGCGCCAGCUAUGGAGGCUCCAUCCAAGUUGUCCACCACAUCUUGCCACAGGAUCGUGCGCGAAGAUCUUCAAGCCAACUCUGGUACUGUCGUCGUACAAUCGGAUCUCUCUGAUCCCAAGCUGAAGGCCACCAUCACUGGUCACCAGGUCAACGGCACUCCUCUUACGCCCUCGUCCCUGUAUGCCGACCAGGCCAUGACUGUCGCUGACUACCUCUACCAGCAGCUUCGUCCUGGUAUGACCACUCCUGGACUGAACGUCUGCGCUAUGGAGGUCACCAAGACUCUCAUUCCACAGUAUCCUCCUCCAGCCAGUGGUCAGCACUUGCAGAUCGAGGGUAACGCGGAUCUCGAGACUGAUGAAGUCAAGAUCACUUUCCGCACUGUCUCUGCUGAUGGCGCCAACGUUCUCGCUGAGCACGCUGUCGGUAUUGUCAAGUAUGAAGACAUCAACUCUUGGAAGGAGGAGUGGGGUCGCAUUCAGUACAUGGUGCAGGCUCAGAUCAACAGCCUUGAGCAGAAGCUCCAAACUGGUGCAGCCCACAAGGUCCUUCGCGGCAUGGCUUACAAGCUCUUCAAGGCUCUUGUCACGUACGCUGACAACUACCGCGGUAUGGAGGAAGUCAUCCUUGACGGUAAGGAGACUGAGGCCACCGCUCAAGUUCAGUUCCAGACUACCGCUGCCGAUGGAGAGUUCUUGUGCUCACCUUACUGGAUCGACUCGCUUGCCCAUCUUUCCGGUUUCAUCGUGAACGCUUCUGAUCACCUCGACUCCGAGAACUCUGUCUACAUCUCCCACGGCUGGGGAUCCAUCAAGAUCGCCGGAAAGCUCUCACCCGAGAAGAAGUACCGCUCCUAUGUUCGCAUGCAGCCCGCUCCUGGCAACGUUUCUGUCGGUGACGUUUACAUCAUGGAUGGCGCUGAGAUCAUUGGUAUGGUCAUGGGUCUCAAGUUCCAGAACAUUCCUCGUCGCGCUCUCAACAUCAUGAUGCCCCCUUCUGGCAAGGCUGUCGCUGCUCCCGCUAGUAAGGCUGUCGCUAAGCCUACCCCGAAGGCAUCCCCUGCUGCCGCACCUGUCAAGACCAAGCCCGCCGCUGCCAAGCCGGUGGCUAAGCCUGUCAAGGCUGUGAAGGCCCCCAAGGUCGCUGCUCCUGCUGGCGUCACUUCCAAGGUCAUGAAGAUUAUCGCCGAGGAGAUUGACGUUGACAUGUCUGAGCUUGUCGAUCAGGCUGCUUUCGAGAACCUCGGCGUCGACUCCCUUCUGUCCCUGACCAUCUCUGCCAGGUUCCGUGAGGACCUUGACAUGGACAUUCCUUCUACCCUCUUCACUGACUGCUCCACCGUUGGGGAGUUGAAGCAGCACUUCUCGCAGUAUGACGGCGCCGUCGUUGUCGAGGAUGACGCGUCCGAAUCUUCCGAUGAUUCCUCUACUCCCUUUGAGGAUGCCACCGACGAGAACGAUGACACUCCGGCUAGCUCCACUGGCAGCGAUGCUGACGAGGAAGAGAUCAAGCCGUCCGCUAUCCUUGCUGAGGGUGGCGCCAGCCUUGCUCGCAAGCUCGUCGCUGAGGAGAUGGGUGUCGAUGUUUCCGAGAUCACUGACGACCUCGACCUUACUGAUAUCGGCAUGGACUCCUUGAUGAGUCUUACCAUCCUCGGCUCUAUGCGCGAGGCUACCGGUCGCGAUCUCCCCGCUGAUUUUCUCACCGUCAAUGUCACUAUCAAAGACAUCGAGACUGCUCUUGAUAUGCGCCCCAAGCCCCAGCAGCAGACGAAGACUGCGAAGCCCGCUGCUAAGGUUUCGACCCAGUCCCCACAGCUCGCUGAGGUGAACAAGAAGCUCUCAUCGCUGCCCGACGUCUCCCACCUUCCUCCUGCCACUUCUGUCCUCCUCCAGGGCAACCCAAAGGUCGCCACCAAGAAAUUCUUCCUGGUUCCUGAUGGGUCUGGUAGUGCGACCAGCUACAUCUCCAUCCCCAACAUCUCUCCUGACAUGGCUGUGUACGGACUUAAUUGCCCGUUCAUGAAGUGCCCUGAGAAGUGGAGUUGUGGUGUUGAGGGUGUCUCCCGCCUCUACCUCUCAGAGAUCAAGCGCCGUCAGCCUCAGGGCCCAUACCUCGUCGGCGGGUGGUCCGCUGGUGGUGUCAUGGCCUACGAGGUAGCUCAGCAACUGGUCAACUCUGGCGAGAAGGUUGAGAACCUCGUCCUCAUCGAUGCUCCCUGCCCUGUUGCUCUUGACCCACUUCCCGCUCGUCUCCACAUCUUUUUCGAUCAGAUAGGUCUUCUCGGUACCGGUAAGCCCGGUGGUACUCCUUCGUGGCUCCUGCCUCACUUCGCGUCCGCCAUCCAAAACCUCAAGGACUACGACCCGAAGCCCAUGGACCCCAAGAUUGCGCCUCCUGUUCUUGCCAUCUGGUGUACAGAUGGUGUUUGCCCCAACCCUGAGGACCCCCGUCCCCCACCAGGUGAGGGAGAGGACCCAGCUCCUAUGAAGUGGCUGCUCAACAAUCGUACCGACUUCUCGGACAACGGUUGGGCACAGCUCCUCCCCAAGGAGAACUUCCAGUACGCGGUCAUGGGCGGCAAUCACUUCACUAUGAUGAAGGGCGAACACGGUGCCACACUAGGCAAGCUCAUCCAGCAAGGUCUCAAGCUAUAG
Alternaria atra is the source of this 6480-nucleotide messenger RNA. RefSeq lists its product as uncharacterized. Gene Ontology annotation, biological process: fatty acid biosynthetic process. The record is from RefSeq and is a predicted model, not a curated record. NCBI's taxonomy places the organism in Eukaryota, Fungi, Ascomycota, Dothideomycetes, Pleosporales, Pleosporaceae. Gene Ontology annotation, molecular function: phosphopantetheine binding; fatty acid synthase activity; 3-oxoacyl-[acyl-carrier-protein] synthase activity. Bases 1 to 6480 code for a protein of 2159 amino acids. The transcript is spliced from 2 exons.